Uloborus diversus is the source of this 698-nucleotide messenger RNA. RefSeq lists its product as uncharacterized. The record is from RefSeq and is a predicted model, not a curated record. Lineage: Eukaryota; Metazoa; Arthropoda; Arachnida; Araneae; Uloboridae. The transcript has 7 exons. Bases 110 to 622 code for a protein of 170 amino acids.
AACAAAGUUUGCACACGGAAUAUAUAUGGAAUACUCUGAUGACACAACAUAACUCAAAUAUUUGAAAUCAUAACUUGACUUCGGACAGGAUUAAUUUUCUUGUAAAGCCAUGGGACGUUUUAUUCUUAGUUUGUCAGUUUUCACUGCUUUUUGGAUUUACUCUGUUAGUGCAAUGCCUAUGGAUGGAGAAAUGACUGUUGAAGAAACGAAUAAGACAUAUUCGUGCUUGAAAGAGAGUCUGACUGAAAACCUUAAGAUGCACUUCGACAUGUGUGUUGUGAAUAUGAAUGAAGCAAAUAUGUCGGAAGAAAAAAAUGUACUACUCUGUGUUUUAAGAACGGCUGGAAUGAUUAUCGAAGAAGAAGAUAAAGUGGAUACUAUGAAGAUGAAAAUGGUAGAAGAAGAAAUUACGGACAUGAAAGAUCUGCAACAGGAAAAUGUCAAUGCAGCUGUGGAUAAAUGUGAGAUGACAGAGGAUUUAAAAGACUCUAAGUCUCAAGAUUUCGUCCUGUGUCUUCUUGAAAAUUUAAGCAUGAAUUGCACCAUGAUGGAAAAUUCAAUGAAAAUGGAAGAGGGAAGUAUGGCAGUUGAAGAAUCUGAAGAAGCUCAAGCUGUUCUUUAAGAAAAUAUUUAAAAAAAAUAAUAAAUGAAUAAAGCUCAUUCUAAACGUUUCCAAAAAUUAUAAAUAAAAGGAUACU